Molecule: messenger RNA, 3300 nt
Organism: Coregonus clupeaformis (lake whitefish)
Lineage: Eukaryota; Metazoa; Chordata; Actinopteri; Salmoniformes; Salmonidae
Product: serine/threonine-protein kinase DCLK2
Biological process (GO): protein phosphorylation; intracellular signal transduction
Cellular component (GO): microtubule cytoskeleton
Molecular function (GO): ATP binding; protein kinase activity
Source: RefSeq, a predicted model, not a curated record
CAAUGGAAGAAAAACAAUGUGAAGUCUUGUUUAUAAUUAUGCUUCAGAUGAGGGAGUAGACUGGUUAAUUAAAAUAACGGCGCUAGGACCCGGAAAGAACCCGUUUCCGACUCUCCUCCUCCUCCUCCUGCCGGGGAGCACGCGCGAGACGUUUGGGUCCACCGGUCACCUGCUCGAGGAGCUCGCUAUCCCUUCGUACUAGCACAGCACCGGGGAGAAAAGAGGACGGAUGUGAUAAUCACGUAGGACGCUCUUUGUCUUUGUCUUUGUCUCUGUCUCUGUCUCUGUCUCUCCGCAGCCAUGCUGUCUCGCGACUGUAGCAGCGCUACCGUCCGGCACCGAUCGAGCGUGUGCAGAACGUAGAAAUUGUCGCACGCCCGGAAUGAAAUUUAAAAACACUGUGAUAGUUGGUUGGUGAGGUUUCUGCUUCCUAAAUUUGGUUUUAUUCGGGAUUCCUGGAUUCCUUUUUUUUUUUUUUUUACGCUCGCGAAUCCCAGGAAUAUCUAACCAGACGUGACAGAUCGAGCGUGUGCAGAACGUAGAAAUUGUCGCACGCCCGGAAUGAAAUUUAAAAACACUGUGAUAGUUGGUUGGUGAGGUUUCUGCUUCCUAAAUUUGGUUUUAUUCGGGAUUCCUGGAUUCCUUUUUUUUUUUUUUUUACGCUCGCGAAUCCCAGGAAUAUCUAACCAGACGUGACAGAGCGAGCCCAUAGCAACCGAUUCCCACCGUGAAGACACAUCAGAUGUUUAUCUGGUCCAAGACCAAGUGAACGGCUUUUAUUCAUCUAUUCUAGUUAAACAUAUAAUUAUCUGACGGAGAACAAUGUCCAAGGCUACAACGUUUUAUCAUACAAUAACCUACAAUUUCUCCAUUUAACCUACAAAGAACUAGCCUAUGUGGAUAGGGAUAUGCACUAUAAGGUAGUAUAUAUUGAUAUAACGUUAGAAAAGAGCCUGCACCGUUUCUUCAGCAUCACGCUACAAUAGACUGAACAGACGAUAACGAUGGUGCACUUAAGCUACAGUAAGAUGCUGGUGUGACGUUGCUUUAUCCCUGUAUUCUCUCUGUAUGCACCACAUCGUCACUGCCCAGCCCAGCGGCAGACAGACAGACAGGCAGGCAGGCAGACAGACAGACAGACAGACAGACAGACAGACAGACAGACAGACAGACAGACAGACAGAGGAGGGCUGGACCGCUAUUGGCUACGGUAAAACCGGCAAGUAGCAUCAGCAUCGUUGUGUUAACAAGAAACCGGGAAUCGCUUGGAUUAGGCUACAUCUCCUGGUCUGCCCGGCGUAACCUACCAUAAGGGGACGUAGACUUGAUCGAUGAAGAGUCGUGAUUAUCGUUAACAGAUGGACGGUUAGGCUGCUGUCGACCACUCUCUGGAUCCCUUUUCAUUUUACCAACAUCCUGAUGAUGAGAACUUAAAUAAAAAGAUUCGGUAAAACCCGGGAGAAAGAACCGUUUGAGUCUGUGUGAAUCCCAUUAGUUGACGGUGGCCGCCAUGUCUCUGAACAAGACCAUCGAGCUGGAACAUUUCGACGAACGGGACAAGGCUCGUCGUGGCCGGUCCACGCGCUCCGCUGGCGCUUCUACCGGCGGGGGGUCUGGUUCGAGAGGUAGCAGCCUGGUGCCGAGCCCCGCGCACAGCGCCAACUGUAGCUACUACCGAACGCGCACGCUGCAGACUCUCACCUCGGAGAAGCGCGCCAAGAAGGUCAGGUUCUACCGGAACGGGGACAGGUAUUUCAAGGGGCUGGUGUAUGCGGUGUCUAACGACAGGUGCCGGUCUUACGAUGCGUUGCUGAUGGAGCUGACCCGGUCCCUGGCGGACAACCUGCACCUGCCUCAGGGCGUGCGCGCCAUCUAUACGGUGGACGGGACCAAGAAGAUCACGUCUAUGGAGGAACUGGUGGAGGGUGAGUGUUACGUGUGUGCGUCCAACGAGCCCUAUCGUAAACUGGACUACACCAAGAUCAACAACCCAAACUGGAAACCUGGUGCUACCACUGGCACCUCUACCGGUUCCUCUACCGGUCCCUCUACCGCUACCUCCACCGGGACAAGGUCAGGGUCUGGUCCAGGCCCCAGCGGCCAACAGGUGGUCAGUCAGUCGGACCUUAGAGAACAGAGAGAGAGUAAAGACUUUAUAAAGCCUAAGCUGGUCACAGUGAUCCGCAGUGGAGUGAAGCCGAGGAAAGCAGUGAGGAUCCUAUUGAACAAGAAGACGGCACAUUCCUUUGACCAGGUUCUGGAGGAUAUUACUGAAGCUAUCAAACUGGACUCUGGUGCCGUGAAGAGACUUUAUACACUGGACGGGAAGCAGGUGACCAGCCUGCAGGACUUCUUCGGUGAUGAUGAUGUGUUCAUGGCCUGUGGCCUGGAGAAGUUCCGUUACGCUCAGGAUGACUACGCCAUCACACACAGCGGGAGGGCUACCGCUGCGUUCGUCAACGAGUCUAGGGUGAAAUUGUCUCGUUCAUCCACUCCUCUGAAGCCGUCGUCCCCCAAACCUUCCAGCGUAACCACGCCCAAAACACCACCCAGAACCAAAUCACCUGGCCCAGCCAAUGAGGGGCCAGGAGUUCAGGUGGGUGUGGCUAAGUCGGCGAGGUCAUGCCCCUCCCCCACCAGCCCGGGGACCCGACGCAACCUGAAGAUUUCUCCUCAUCCAGCCUCGUCAGAUGUGAACGGAGCAGUGAACCAGACAGAUGAUCUGAGCCCUGAAGUGAAUGGGAACAGGUUGGUCUCCUCCUCCAUCAUCAAUGACAAGUACAAGGUGGGGAAGGUCAUAGGGGACGGGAACUUUGCAGUUGUUAAGGACUGUGUAGAGAGGUCGACAGGACAGGAGUUUGCUCUGAAGAUUAUCGACAAAGCUCGUUGCUGUGGGAAGGAGCACCUGAUCGAGAACGAGGUGGCGGUGUUAAGGAGGGUCAGACACCCCAGCAUUAUACAGCUGAUCGAGGUUGACGACACGCCCACAGAACUCUACCUCGUUAUGGAACUGGUCAAGGGUGGAGAUCUGUUUGAUGCCAUCACAUCUUCCACUAAAUACACAGAGAGAGAUGCCAGUGCCAUGGUCUUCAACCUGGCUGGAGCUAUCCAAUACCUACACCGUAUGAACAUAGUCCACAGAGACAUCAAACCUGAAAACCUGCUGGUGUGUGAGUACCUGGAUGGGACCAAGUCGUUGAAGCUGGGUGAUUUUGGUCUGGCUACGGUUGUAGAAGGACCCCUGUACACAGUCUGUGGAACUCCCACCUAUGUAGCUCCUGAGAUCAUCGCUGAGACCGG